Molecule: messenger RNA, 2758 nt
Organism: Psammomys obesus (fat sand rat)
Lineage: Eukaryota; Metazoa; Chordata; Mammalia; Rodentia; Muridae
Gene: Cop1
Product: COP1 E3 ubiquitin ligase
Exons: 20
Coding region: 225-2432 (735 amino acids)
Biological process (GO): proteasome-mediated ubiquitin-dependent protein catabolic process
Molecular function (GO): protein binding; ubiquitin protein ligase activity
Source: RefSeq, a predicted model, not a curated record
CAGUAAUGGCUCCUCUGAUGUGAUAGUUUUCCCCCGCCCCCUCGCGUAGGACGCGGCGGCGGGGCGGCGGUGGAAAGCCCAACUUUAUUGUUCCCCCGGCCCACCUCCCGGCGCGUCCUCAGGAUGCUCGGGGGCUGAGCGCCGGGGGGCGGCGGAGGGUCGCGGUCCGUCCGGGGCCCACGCCUCAAGAGCGCGGGGCCGAGGGAGGGAGGGAGGGAGUCACGAUGUCAGGUAGCCGCCAGGCCGGCUCGGGUUCCGCAGGGACGAGCCCCGGCUCCUCGGCGGCCUCCUCGGUGACUUCCGCCUCCUCGUCCUUGUCCUCGUCUCCGUCGCCGCCUUCCGUCGCGGCCUCGGCGGCGACGCUGGUGUCCGGCGGGGCGGCUCCGGCCGCAGGCUCGGGCGGCCUCGGCGGCCCGGGCCGGCCUGUGCUGGUGGCGGCCGCGGUGUCUGGCAGCGGCAGCGCGAGCGGCGGCGGGGCGGUGUCCGCGGGCCUGUCCCGGCUCAGCUGCGCGGCCAGGCCCAGCGCCGGCGUCGGAGGAAGCAGCUCCAGCCUCGGCAGCAGCAGUAGGAAACGACCUCUGCUCGCCCCGCUCUGCAACGGGCUCCUCAACUCCUACGAGGACAAAAGCAACGACUUCGUCUGCCCCAUCUGUUUUGACAUGAUUGAGGAGGCAUACAUGACAAAAUGUGGCCACAGUUUUUGCUACAAGUGUAUUCAUCAGAGUUUGGAGGACAAUAAUAGAUGUCCCAAGUGUAAUUAUGUUGUGGACAAUAUUGACCAUCUCUAUCCUAAUUUCUUGGUGAAUGAACUUAUUCUCAAACAGAAGCAGAGAUUUGAGGAAAAGAGGUUCAAAUUGGACCACUCAGUGAGUAGCACCAAUGGGCAUAGGUGGCAGAUAUUUCAAGAUUUGCUAGGAACUGAUCAGGAUAACCUUGAUCUGGCCAAUGUCAACCUCAUGUUGGAAUUACUAGUGCAGAAGAAGAAACAACUGGAAGCCGAAUCACAUGCAGCUCAGCUACAGAUCCUUAUGGAAUUCCUCAAGGUUGCAAGGAGAAAUAAGAGAGAGCAAUUGGAACAGAUCCAGAAGGAACUGAGUGUUUUGGAAGAGGAUAUUAAAAGAGUGGAAGAAAUGAGUGGCUUGUACUCUCCUGUCAGUGAAGAUAGCACAGUGCCUCAAUGUGAAGCUCCUUCUCCAUCACACAGUAGUAUUAUUGAUUCCACAGAAUAUAGUCAACCUCCAGGUUUCAGUGGUACUUCUCAGACAAAGAAACAGCCUUGGUAUAACAGCACAUUAGCAUCAAGACGAAAGCGACUCACUGCUCAUUUUGAAGACUUAGAGCAGUGUUAUUUUUCUACAAGGAUGUCUCGUAUCUCAGAUGACAGUAGAACUGCAAGCCAGUUAGAUGAAUUUCAGGAAUGUUUGUCCAAGUUUACUCGAUACAACUCAGUAAGACCAUUGGCCACAUUGUCAUACGCUAGUGACCUCUAUAAUGGUUCCAGCAUAGUUUCUAGUAUUGAAUUUGACCGGGACUGUGACUAUUUUGCAAUUGCUGGGGUUACAAAGAAGAUUAAGGUCUAUGAAUAUGGCACAGUCAUCCAGGAUGCAGUGGAUAUUCAUUACCCUGAGAAUGAGAUGACCUGCAAUUCCAAAAUCAGCUGUAUCAGUUGGAGUAGUUACCAUAAGAACCUUCUAGCCAGCAGUGAUUAUGAAGGCACUGUUAUAUUAUGGGAUGGAUUCACAGGACAAAGGUCAAAGGUCUAUCAGGAACAUGAAAAGAGGUGUUGGAGUGUUGACUUUAAUCUGAUGGAUCCUAAACUCUUGGCUUCAGGUUCUGAUGAUGCAAAAGUGAAGCUCUGGUCUACCAAUUUAGACAAUUCAGUGGCGAGCAUCGAGGCAAAGGCUAAUGUGUGCUGUGUGAAAUUCAGCCCCUCCUCCAGAUACCAUUUGGCUUUUGGCUGUGCAGAUCACUGUGUUCACUACUACGAUCUUCGUAACACUAAACAGCCAAUAAUGGUAUUCAAGGGACAUCGAAAAGCAGUCUCUUAUGCCAAGUUUGUGAGUGGUGAAGAAAUUGUCUCUGCCUCAACAGACAGCCAACUAAAACUAUGGAAUGUGGGGAAACCAUACUGUCUGCGUUCCUUCAAGGGUCAUAUUAAUGAAAAAAACUUCGUAGGUCUUGCUUCCAAUGGAGAUUAUAUAGCUUGUGGAAGUGAGAACAACUCCCUCUACCUGUACUAUAAAGGACUUUCUAAGACUUUGCUAACUUUUAAGUUUGACACAGUCAAGAGUGUUCUGGACAAAGACCGGAAAGAAGAUGACACAAAUGAAUUUGUCAGUGCUGUGUGUUGGCGGGCACUAUCAGAUGGGGAGUCUAAUGUACUGAUUGCUGCUAACAGCCAGGGUACAAUUAAGGUGCUAGAAUUGGUAUAAUGAGUUUCCUGAAGUCAAAUUGUAUUUGAUUCUCCUGAAAGCCAUCUGCAGCUGAUGAUGAGAAAAGAAAGAAAUGGCAUGUGAUGUCUCUCCCAAAGUCAUCCUGGGUUUUGGAUUUGUUCUGAGUACCUUUUUCCUUUCUUUUUUUUUUUUUUUUUUUUUUUAAUGCCUUUUGGACAUUGGGGAUACCCAGAGAAUUCUCCGCCAUCAGUGUAACUAUGAACUUUGCUGUUGGCAGUGUGGCUAUCUUAAUUUUUGUGAUAGGGAAACACAUUCUUUUAAAUAAAAAUAAAUAACAAAAAAUAAUAAAAGUUUAUUGAGCCACA